Cannabis sativa is the source of this 1193-nucleotide messenger RNA. RefSeq lists its product as uncharacterized. Lineage: Eukaryota; Viridiplantae; Streptophyta; Magnoliopsida; Rosales; Cannabaceae. The record is from RefSeq and is a predicted model, not a curated record. The coding region runs from base 195 to 1061 and encodes 288 amino acids. The transcript is spliced from 6 exons. Gene Ontology annotation, molecular function: calcium ion binding.
UAUAAUUAUACACCUAUAAUUUGUGAUGAACUCCCUUCCCCGUACAAUAUAAUUUUAAUUAAAUAAAGAAAAAAUAUGCUGUAGAUUUUGUUGUUAAUGUAAGCUUUUUAGUGAUACCAAAAAUCUUAUUAUGUAUUCUAAGGUUAGGUAUUUGUUGCAGUAAUCACACAAAAAACCUACCAAACGAGUCCAAUAUGGGCAAACUAGAUUCCAUUGUUUCUGAAUCCGAGGAAGAAGAAGAAGAAACCCUUCAAAGGUCGAGUUCAGAGGAACCCAGAAAUCCCGCCAAUAAUGAUGGAAAAGGGAAACAAGGCGGCGCAUCAGAGUACGAGAAACAGAGGCUAUCGAGAAUUGCGGAGAACAGGGCUAGAAUGGAGGCUCUGGGUCUGUCCAAAAUGGCUUCGUCUUUAAUGGGUUCGGCUCAGAAAUCGCGGAAGGGUAAGGGCAAAGCCAAGCUUACUGAAAAGGACGAUGAAGAUUAUAAGCCUCAAGAGGAGGAACCCACUUCUUCUGCCGAUCGGGAAGAGAACGGAGAUGAUGAUGAGGAGGAUUAUUUGGGUCCAAAAUCUUCUGUGUCAAAUAAAAGAAAGGUGAAGAAGAAAGUUUCAAAGUCUAAUAAGAAAAUCCCUGUGGAAAAGAUUUCGACUACUUCAGAUUACAUGGAUGAAGAUGAGGCAUUGAAACUGGCCAUUGCUCUUUCCCUACAAGAUUCUGGGGAACCUUCAAAGAGUUCCCAUAUCAGUAAAAAGAAGGAGAAAAUGCAGAGUAAUAAGGAAGAUUCAAGAAGAAAUAUGAAGAAAAAAUCGUUUGCUAGUCGGCUGCAGAUGACUGAGGAUGAACUGCUAGUCCAUUUUUACCAGUUUGAUGAUAAUUGGAAGGGGGGGAUUACGAUAAAAGAUUUAGAAAGAGUAGCCACUGCACAUGAUUUUACUUGGACAGACAAUGAGUUGGCUGAUAUGAUUCGUUGCUUUGAUAGUGAUGGAGAUGGAAAGCUAAGUCUGGAUGAUUUUCGGAUGAUUGCUGCACGUUGUCACAUGAUUAAAGAGUCUCAAGAUCCCUGAUGCCCAAUAUUUACUUGUAUUUUCUAGUUGUAUGUAUGUAACAUUAACAACGGACAAUUAUUUGCCUUUGCCCCCUUGAAAGGAAAAAUCCAUAAUGUAUAAUCUAAACUGUAAACAUCUUCAAAUUUCAAA